AUGAAGUUCUCCGUCCUUGCCGCCGCCGCCCUCUCUCAGGUCGCCUCUGCUCAUUACUUCUUUGACAAAACCUUUGUCAAUGGCGAGCAAAUUGGCGAGCCCCUCGAGUACAUCCGCAAGAACACCCGCUCCAUCUCGUACAUGCCGACCAAAUGGAAGAACUCCUUCGACAACCUGACCCCUGAUGACCCCGACUUCCGCUGCAACUUGGGCGCUUUCAAGAGCGCUAAGAACACCAAAGUCCUUGAGGUCAAAGCUGGCACCAAGGUGGCUAUGGGUCUCGGCGUUCAAGCUACUAUGAAGCAUCCUGGUCCGUGUUUUGCCCACAUGUCCAAGGCUCCUGGCAGUGUACAAGACUACGAGGGCGAUGGUGAGUGGUUCAAGAUCCACGAGGAGGGCAUCUGCGACAAGAGCAAGGACAUCAAGGGCCCCGCCUGGUGCACCUGGGACAAGGACAGGGUUGAGUUCACUAUCCCGGCCGGCACACCUGACGGCGAGUACCUGAUCCGUUCGGAGCACGUUGGUCUCCACGGUGCCCACGAUGGUCAGGCUGAGUUCUACUACGGAUGUCUGCAAGUCAAGGUUACCGGUGGUGGUAGCGGCACCCCUGGUCCCACCUACAAGUUCCCCGGCGCAUACAAGAAGGAUGACCCGGAAUUCAACUUCAGCGUCUGGGGCGGAAUGAAGGACUACACUUUCCCCGGUCCCCGCCCCUGGACUGGCGGCAACAAUGGCAAUGACGGCAACUCCACCUCCCCUGCUGAGGAGGCUACCAACCCGACUUCGUCUUCUGUUGCCGAGCCCGAGCCCGCCGCACCUGCUGCCACUGCCACUGCCUCUCCUUCCCCUAUUUCCAACGACCCUACCCAGCUUCCUCCUGUGCACAACAGCGAGAACUGCAAAGGUGGAAAGAACAAGCGCGGUCGCCGUGCUUUCCGCAACGCUAUCCUCAAGGCGUAG
Molecule: messenger RNA, 960 nt
Organism: Pyrenophora tritici-repentis Pt-1C-BFP
Lineage: Eukaryota; Fungi; Ascomycota; Dothideomycetes; Pleosporales; Pleosporaceae
Product: Glyco-hydro-61 domain containing protein
Source: RefSeq, a predicted model, not a curated record